This is a messenger RNA of Talaromyces rugulosus, 2088 nucleotides long. RefSeq lists its product as uncharacterized. The coding region runs from base 1 to 2088 and encodes 695 amino acids. NCBI's taxonomy places the organism in Eukaryota, Fungi, Ascomycota, Eurotiomycetes, Eurotiales, Trichocomaceae. The record is from RefSeq and is a predicted model, not a curated record. The transcript has a single exon.
AUGGCCCCCUCCGACGAUAUCCGGGUUGGAGACCAGGUCAACGUCCCCGGGGGCAUGUAUGGAUCGGUUCGCUUCCUGGGAAUUGUCGAUGGCAAGCCUGGCCGCUUUGCUGGCAUCGAGCUUGCCCCCGAGCACGCCGCCAGGGGUAAAAACAACGGCGACGUCGACGGCCGCAGCUAUUUUUCCACCGCCAUCGCCGGCGCCGGCAUCUUCGUGCCCAUCAACAACUCCAAGUAUGUGACCAAGCGGACUGUGGUCACGCCGCCGACCCCGUCGCGUCCCUCUAUCUCGACCAACUUCAGCAAGUCCGUUGGGCCGCCGUCGAUGCCCCGGCCUCGAGUCCGUCGCCCGUCGCUGCCUCGACCAGAGUCGCCUCGAAGUGCGCCGCCUAACAAAUUGAACUUUAACGGCUUGCGCAGUCCGUCGUCGUCUGUGGGCAAGCCGGCGUCAGGUAGUCUUUCGGCCGGAAGCAAUGGAAUGCCGCGUACUCCGUUCAAGACACCUUCGAGGCUGUCCAACCGACCUUCGUCUAGGAUGAGCCAGGACGGCGGAGACACGCCAACGUCAGUAAGGUUUCCGUCUGACUUUGGCGGUCCUUCUUCCCACGAGCUUCAGGACAAAAUCAAAAGGCUAGAACAGGAGCUGCAGGACCGUGAUAAGCAGUUGGAGGAUCAGUCGUCCGUCCUGAAUGAGCUACAGCAGAGCAUUACCGAAAUCGAAGGCCAGGAUGGAGCCUCAAUGCGUGCACAGCUCAGAGAGAAGAACGAAAAGAUUUCCCAAUUGACGGCCGAGUUCGACAGCCACCGCGCCGACUUCCGCAGCACGUUGGAUACCCUGGAAAUCGCUGCAACCGAGACCGAAAGAGUCUACGAGAAGAGACUAGACGAGGUUAUGCAACAAAACCGAGAACUGCAGGACCGCGGCGAAGAUGUCGAGGCAGUGGCCAUGCAGCUGAAGCAACUCGAGGAGCUGGUUUCCGAGUUAGAGGAGGGUCUGGAGGAUGCCCGCCGCGGCGAGGCCGAAGCUCGCGGAGAGGUCGAGUUCUUGCGCGGCGAGGUGGAACGAACGCACCUGGAGCUGCAGCAGGAGCGUGACAAGUCAGCAGCUGCAUUGAAGGACGCCGAGUCACGCCGCAACACGAAAGAGGUGGACCAGAAAGAUGAUGAGAUCAGAGGCCUGAAGGCGAUCAUCCAUUCUUUGAGCCGAGGAGAUGUGAAUCCAGCUUUAUUAACACAGAACGGACCAGGAACCCCUAAUGGCAAGGCCGAGUCAGACCAGGACCCAGAGCGAGUGUCUCAGCUCGAGCAGCGCAUUCAAGAGCUUGAGGUAUUGGCCGAAACACGCUCAGCGCGCAUUGAAGAGCUGCAGCGCGAGUCGCAACGAGAUACGCCUCCAAACCAGAACCGCAACUCGGCCGGACGAAACUCGGCGGGGCGAAACUCUGUCAACGGAGUGAGGAGCAGGAGCGGUACAGUCACCAUCGCUCCUCUCCGGCAGAUGAGGGCUUCUGUGUCGGCUAGAGGAAGCCGUGGUCCUCCAGCUAACCAUGUCCAUACUCUGUCCGACAGGACUGUUGUGCCGCCAGAUUGGCAAGAUUCGCCGACUGCUGAAGAACAGACUCCUCACAAUACUUAUCUCGAGACUGCUCAUAUCGCCGAAGACGACGAUGGCCACUCUGACCAACAGUCCUCCGAGCAUGGUUCGCUGUGGUGUGAAAUCUGCGAGACCAACGGCCAUGAUAUUCUGACCUGCACCACCUUUGGAGCUAAUAGUAGUGGAUCCUCGCAGCAACUAGAGAAUCUUGCUGAACCCGAGACAACGAAAACCAACCUGCCAAAAUCCCCCCAAAUCCCCGAAGACCUGGAAGAGUCUGCCUCUAAGGGUGUGAAGCCCACUGCUGAUGAUAGCCCGCCGUUGCCAAAAGCAAACCGAGACGCUGUUCUCGAUGGCUUGAAGGGAAUCGGUGGCAUUACUAGCUCUAUGGGCGCUGUGGCCGGUAAGGCAUCUGGUGUCAUUGAUGAGAGCAAGUGGUGCGCAUUGUGCGAGCGAGACGGCCACGAGAGCAUCGACUGUCCGUUCGAUGAAUAA